Messenger RNA from Phytophthora sojae, 1755 nucleotides. RefSeq lists its product as hypothetical. The record is from RefSeq and is a predicted model, not a curated record. Lineage: Eukaryota; Oomycota; Peronosporomycetes; Peronosporales; Peronosporaceae. The coding region runs from base 1 to 1755 and encodes 584 amino acids. The transcript is spliced from 4 exons.
AUGUCGCCGUCCCCCGAGUCUCUAUCCCGGCGGAAGUCCAGCGCCGGCCUCGGCGACAGCAAGCUGGCGGAAGAAGACGACGUCGUCGUGGCCGACACGGAGGACAUGGCCGAGAAGUCGUCGAGCGACGCGGGCUCCGAGCCCAAGGCGGUGUCGCCACCCAAGCAUCUGACGCUGGCACAAGGUCGUGAGCGUGCCCAAGCGUCGAAGGCGGCUGCCGCUGCGAAGACCGAAGAGGCCAGGGCGAAGAAGCGUCCCGUUUCCAGGUCGCCUCGCGGUUCCAGCUCCAAGCUGUUCAGCGACUCGGAGUCUGAGGACGAGGAGGGUGCCGUCCAUGAACCCAAGGAGCUCUCCAACGACCUGACGAGCAGCGGUAGUGCCACGUAUCCGCAGGGCUACUUCCCGCCCGAGCCUGGCACUGGUGCGCCGCACCCGGCUCCUCGUGGCCUUAACUGCGGGUACACCUCGAAGGGUUCCUAUGAGCGUGCUCUCGUUGAGAAGGAGCCACUCUUUCUUGGCGACAUAGAAGCCGCCCGGUGUGUGCUACUAGCACCACACAAGCUCACACUGAAGGAGUUCACCACGCUUCGCAAGAAGCCGGAGGACAAGGGUGGACUCCAUCCUGUGUGGGGUUACCACUGGGUCAAGCCGAAUGAGAACAUGACCUGGAACGAGGUGGAAGACCGCUUCAGGUGCUACGUCCAGCGCAAAGGGUAUUCCGACCAAGAGUUCAAAGAACUCCGUGAGGAUCGCACUCUGUCCGCUAUCGUGGACUUGCACGAGCUCCGCAUCGAGUUCGCUCAACUCGUGAGCAAGCGCAAGCUCCACUCGAAGAUGGACGAGCUGAAGCAAGAGGCGAGAGCCAAAGCUCGUGAAGAGCGUGGGCAUGUCUGCCUGGAGCUGCUCAACGGGCUCCCACGAGUUAUCCAACUCAGGGUGACCCCUCCACUUCACGAGCAGCUGGCGCAUGCCAUGGAGCCGCCGCUCCUGGACGACUCGUUCCACGUGGUAGUGGCUGCCCAUUACGAUCAAGGAGGGCCGGCGGUGGCCUCGCACGGCCAUGGCUACGAGGCUGAGGCGACGCAGCCGUAUGCUGGGGCCCCGAGUCAGGUGGUGGCCCUGCAGCAAGAGGAGAUUCGUCUUCUCCGGGACCGUGUGUACGUCCUCGAGAUCGCGCUUGGCGUCGGCCUUGGUGGCGAGGCUGCCGCUCGUGCUGGUCAGCCUGGUGCCGUGGAGCGGCUCCGUGAGGAUGUUGCCUCGCUCUAUCAAGAAACUCGCAGUCUCCAUGGCCGUGUGGAUCGUCGAGCCGACCUGUCGUCUUACGACUCGCUGCAAAACCAGCUCGCUGGCCUUCGGGCCGAGCUUCAUGGCCACGCGCCGUAUCUGGAGCAGCAGCAGCCCCACUCGUAUCAGGCCCAGUUUGGCCAGGGCUCGUACGGGCCCCCUGCGUAUGCUGCUCCGAUGUACGCCGCGCCGUCUUACGACCAGCGCGCGUAUCAGGCGCCUUACCGCGACCCGACGCCGCGCUUCGAGGAGCUGCGCUCUUCUCCACCGGGCCACCCACCGCUUCCUGCGUGCAGGCAGAGCCAGAGGGUCAUGGUACCUCUUAAGACGACCCACGUAAAACGUCGGGUGAGUCGUCAUCGACUUGGGCAAGUCUAUGGUGUACGCCGCGCCAUGCCGGCUGAGGACCGUGAAGGGUCCAAUGAAGCGGUGCUUCAGCUUGUUGCUCUCGACCAAGCUAACAGUGUUUAG